UGAAAAACUAGGGCAACAGUGACUGUUGGCUGGCUGGCUGCGCUCUCUCUCAGUAGAUAAAAACAAGUGGCCAUUAUAAUAGGCAGGAGAGGGCUCAGUCGUACGGAUAAGAAUAACACACUACACUUUCCAGCAGCCGGAAGGACAAUUUAUGCGUCAACAUGUUUAGCAGAUCAUUAUUACAGAUCCGACUGCGUGCCUGUACACAGGAGAAUAGGAACGGGAUUAAAAGAGUGACAACGACAUUAACCUGCAUUGGUGACGGGCGGCGCGAUGCCUAUACCACUACCACUGUCGUGGGGGACAACAAUAAACAGAAAACUAUGGAUGAUUUGGAUGGGCCUAGUUUUCUCAGGUCUUUAUAUUGGCUUUUCGGGAAAGGGUAUUUUCAGACAACACAUCAAAUGCAAAUUGAACACAGCAAGAUCUAUGGCCCUCUGUGGAAGUCAAAGUACGGGCCCUUGGUGAUAGUGAACGUGGCCAGUGCUGAACUGAUUGAGCAGGUUUUGAGACAGGAGGGCCGCCACCCCACCCGUACGGACAUGCCCCACUGGAGGAGUUACCGCGAGCUGAGGAACCACGCCUAUGGGCCCCUCACAGAGAUGGGUGCUCAGUGGCAGCGAAUCAGGAGUAUCCUGAACCCGCGAAUGCUGAAGCCCAAACAUGUCUCAGCCUACACCAAUGCCAUCAAUGACGUGGUCACAGACUUCAUAGACAAGGUGGCCUGGCUGAGGGAGACCAAGGGAGAUGGGGUCAUGGUGAACGAUCUGGCUGGAGAACUCUACAAGUUCGCCUUUGAAGGGAUCUGUUCUGUGCUGUUUGAGACCCGUAUGGGCUGUCUGAAUGAGGAGGUUCCUGAAGAGACCCAGAAGUUCAUUGUCUCAGUAGGAGAGAUGUUUCGCCUCUCCCCCAUCAUCAUUCUCUUCCCCAAGUCCACCUGGCCCUACCUCCCCUUCUGGAAACAUUUUGUGGCUGUCUGGGAUCACCUCUUCAAAGUUGCUGAGGAGCAGGUGCGUCAGAAGAUGGAGGAGAUCCAGGAGAGGGUGCGCCUGGGCCAGCCGGUGCAGGGAGAGUACCUCACACACCUCCUGGUCAGUGAACAGAUGUCUGUCACUGAGAUACUGGGCUCCAUCACUGAGCUACUGCUGGCUGGGGUCGACACGACGUCCAACACCAUCUCGUGGUCUCUGUACCACAUGGCCCUGGAGCCAGAGAUCCAGGAGAAGCUGUACCAGGAAGUGAACAGUGUCUGCCCGGGGGACAAGGUGCCUACUAGUGAUGACAUCGCCAGAAUGCCCUGGCUUAAGACUGUUGUCAGGGAGACACUACGGAUGUACCCAGUAGUACCAGGAAAUGCCCGCAUCAAUGUGGAAAACGAGAUAGUUGUGGGGGACCACCUCUUCCCCAGAAAUACCCUGUUCCACCUGUGUCACUAUGCCGUGUCCUAUGACCAGACAGUGUUCCCGGAGCCCCAUGCCUUCCUGCCAGAGCGCUGGCUCCGUGGGGGCCGGGGGGAAGACAAGAAGAACCAGCACCCCUUCGGCUCAGUGCCCUUCGGUUUCGGAGUCCGGGCCUGCCUGGGCAGGAGGGUGGCCGAGCUGGAGAUGUACCUCAUCCUCUCAAGGUUGAUAAAACACUAUGAAAUACGCGCAGAUCCUGCCGGAGCCACAGUCAAGCCAAUCACAAGAACCCUUCUUGUCCCUGCUACCCCAAUCAACCUGCAGUUUAUUGAUAGGACAGUCCAGUAGCAAGAGGAACCAAUG
Molecule: messenger RNA, 1763 nt
Organism: Coregonus clupeaformis (lake whitefish)
Lineage: Eukaryota; Metazoa; Chordata; Actinopteri; Salmoniformes; Salmonidae
Product: sterol 26-hydroxylase, mitochondrial
Exons: 9
Coding region: 162-1748 (528 amino acids)
Biological process (GO): C21-steroid hormone biosynthetic process; cortisol metabolic process; cellular response to peptide hormone stimulus
Cellular component (GO): mitochondrial inner membrane
Molecular function (GO): iron ion binding; monooxygenase activity; oxidoreductase activity, acting on paired donors, with incorporation or reduction of molecular oxygen
Source: RefSeq, a predicted model, not a curated record